GGGUUUCUGGGGAGGAUUAAGGGCAAGAUUUUCGUGAUAAAGUCAUUGGCCCUACAUAGAGUGGUGCUGGAACAUGUGGCGGUCGGAUUCGUGACCCACUGCGGUUGGAGCUCCAUCCUAGAGGCUGUUAUGCGCGGGAUGCCGAUGAUCGGGUGGCCGACCUACACGGAGCAGAGAAUGGACAUGGUGUUCAUAGUGGAGAAGAUGGGGGUAGCGCUAUCGUUGGAUGACGGGGACGACGAGUUCGUGGUGGCGGCGGAGCAGAAGAAGACUUCACAUUUGUUUCCCCUGCGCUCUCCUUUUAACG
Messenger RNA from Striga hermonthica, 307 nucleotides. Lineage: Eukaryota; Viridiplantae; Streptophyta; Magnoliopsida; Lamiales; Orobanchaceae. The record is from the annotation of a GenBank genome assembly.